CUUCCCAAAUUCUCUCUCUCCAAAUCCUCGCAUUUCAAUCCUUUUCUACUCGCAAAAUUUGAUUUUAAUGCGAGAAUCCGAUGCUCCAUGCGUCACCGAGACGAUCGAUUCGCCAUUUGGACGAUGAUUUUUCGUUCGGAUGCAGUGAAGAACCCUAGCGGGACGAUGCGGUGUGAAGGUUUUCUGGGGAAAUCUGGAACAGGACUGCACAAUGGCGGCGCUUUCUUCGCCUCCGUUCGCGAUCUCUUUGCUCCUGCCGAUGCCGAUUCCUUUAGUGUUCGUUUUGGCUCCCUGGGCGUUGCCUCCGAAGGCGAUGCCGAGCGUUCCUGAUUUGGACGAGGCCGAGGACCUCGCGCAACUCCGACCUCACUUUCGCACCGUUUUUCAUUGUCUACGUCCCCGCCGCCCGCUUCAUCCUCUCGCAGGCGCCGUCGUUCCGAGGCCGCUUCAUCCGGGCCAAAUCGACGCGGCGCGCCUCCCCGACGCUCAUCUCCGCCGUGCGCCGCCUCCGAGGUAAAGUGGAAAUGUUCAUAAACUUUGGGGGCAACUAGAAGUUUCUCUUACAAAUAAUACUACGCCCGGAGCCCCUCUUCUCCUUCGCCUCUCCCCGCUCCGGGUUUCGACUUCUUUCCCCUCGAAACCCUAGCCAUGGCGGUGAGAGGCUUCCGCGGUGUCAGGGACGACCUCACGGAGCUCGGACGGCACCUCCUCGACAUAGCCUGCCUUUUCACUCCCCUCCUUCCCCCUCCCCACCACGAGUCGCCGCCGCCUUCCCCCCGCCCCGCCUCUUCGCCCUCGCCCCCGCCGGCUCGCGCCUCCGCUAGGGCCCUCGCGGGGAUCCUCAGCGACCUCGCCGAGAUCGGAGGCGGGUUCCGCAGCGGCAUCACUCGACUCUCGGGUGCACUGCGUGGCCCUGCGGAUCGAGACAGGGAAUCGGGAGAUCGCGCGGGAAAGUCUCAGGAAAUCGGGGUCUCGGAGGAGGUUCUUGAAUACGUCGAGGAUCUCGUCAAGUAUCCCGAUUCCUGGCUGGAGUUCCCGGUGCAUUUAGAUGAAGAGUUUCAUAUGUCUCGUACUCAAAAAGAGCACAUUACAACAGUUGAACGUAUCAACCCUAAUUUACAAUCUCUUCGACUUAGACUUUGCCCCGACCAUUUAAGUGAGGAUUCUUUCUGGAGGAUAUACUUUGCAUUGUUGCAUCCUAAACUGAACAAGCAUGAUUCUGAAUUGCUAUCUACUUAUCAGAUUGUGGACUCGAUGCGUGUAGCAGCAAAGGAAAUGAGCAGUAGACAGUCUAACAACAUUGAUUCACAGAGCUUAGCUUCAUUGGCUAGCGAAAAAUGUGGCAGCAUCCAACAGGAGCAUAACAAUGGAUGGCAAGAUGCACUGAUGGUGAAGACACGAUCGCAACAAAGCAUCGAUCAGUGGUCUGAAGUGUCGGGUGCAGCCUACGCUUCUUCCGAUGCAACAAUGAGACUUAGACCUGAUGACAUGUCAUCAAGGGGUAAUGUCGAUGAGGGUAAUGUUUUGGUGAUGGAGAAGUACAUGGAUUCUCUCUUGACAGCAGAGCAAUUGUUACAUUUGCCUUAUUCCUUGAGGAGGAAGCAUGCCUCAGCAAGUGAGGAAAACUUGGCAAUGUAUCGGAAGGUGUCGAAAUUGAAGAUGUCCUCCGAUGAGGAAUCCAGUGAUUGGCAACCCGUGGAGGACUCAGACUUUGAGGUCUUAGAGAAAUCAUCGGCCGAGAGGAGCCCCGUGCAUCUCUACCGCCCCACAUAAGUUUCUUUAUUUUGACUCAUUGUAAACAAACACGAUCAAGUUCUUCAUAUUGCUAAGAUGAUCAACGGCCAAGUUGUCAUAAAGUUCAUACUCUGGAAGCAAAUUUUAUCAUCCUUGUAUAUUUCUGUAAUUAUUUAUCCUUAUAUCAGAUUGAAAUCUGAUAUCGACUUUCUUAA
Messenger RNA from Zingiber officinale, 1949 nucleotides. RefSeq lists its product as uncharacterized. The transcript is spliced from 4 exons. Lineage: Eukaryota; Viridiplantae; Streptophyta; Magnoliopsida; Zingiberales; Zingiberaceae. The record is from RefSeq and is a predicted model, not a curated record. Bases 649 to 1773 code for a protein of 374 amino acids.